This is a messenger RNA of Cheilinus undulatus (humphead wrasse), 1849 nucleotides long. RefSeq names its product interferon-inducible GTPase 5-like. Gene Ontology annotation, cellular component: membrane. Gene Ontology annotation, molecular function: GTP binding. NCBI's taxonomy places the organism in Eukaryota, Metazoa, Chordata, Actinopteri, Labriformes, Labridae. The coding region runs from base 108 to 1295 and encodes 395 amino acids. The record is from RefSeq and is a predicted model, not a curated record. The transcript has 3 exons.
GCUGAUCUACUCAGGAAACAUUCAGCUGAUCUGCUUUUGUCUCAACAUUCAGACUUCAAGUGAUCAAUGACUUUUCUUCUCGUUUACUCCAGUUGGCAGGAAGCACCAUGGAUGAUCCAUGUGAUUUAAAUACUGAAGAAAUAAAAGAGGCUCUGAAAAACAAUGACAUAGUCUUAGCUGUCAAAAAGAUCAAAAAGCAUUUGGAGAAUAUGGAUCAAAUUCCUCUCAAUAUUGCCGUCACUGGAGAGUCUGGCUCUGGUAAAUCCACCUUCGUCAAUGCUUUUAGAGGCAUAGGUGAUGAUGCUGAGGGAGCUGCUCCUACUGGUCCUGUAGAAACCACCAUGGAGGCAACACAGUACCCUCACCCAGUCUAUCCCAAUGUUAUACUCUGGGAUCUCCCUGGUAUCGGCACCCCAACAUUUUCAGCUGCUGAAUACCUGAAGAAGGUGAAGUUUGAGAAGUUUGACUUCUUCAUCAUCAUCUCAGCUGAUCGCUUCAGAGAAAAUGAUGUGAAGCUGGCCAAAGAGAUUCAGAGGAUGGAGAAGAAGUUCUACUUUGUUCGCUCAAAGAUUGACAAUGACAUUCGUGCUGAGAGAAGAAAGAGAAACUUUAAUGAACAACAGACCCUAGAGAAGAUAAAGAAUAACUGUAUUCAAGGUCUGAAGAAUCAAGGUUUUGAAAACCCCCAAGUCUUCCUGGUGUCCAGCUUUGAACUUAAGCUGUAUGAUUUCCAUCUGUUAGAGGAAACCCUGGAGGAGGAGCUCCCUGAACACAAGAGAGAUGUUCUGCUGUAUGCCAUGCCAAAUAUCAGUCUGGAGAUAAUCAACAAGAAGAAAAAGGCUUUGAAGGCUAACAUAAAAUACAUUGCCUGUUUAUCUGCCACAGUGGCAUGUGUACCAGUUCCUGGAGUCUCUCUUGUUGUUGAUCUAGCCAUCCUGGUGACCACAGCCAAAAAAUACAAAAAUACUUUGGGUCUUGAUGACAGGUCACUGCAAAAUCUUGCUUGGAGUGCAAAUGUACCUGUGGAGGAUCUCAGAGCAGUGAUGAAAUCACCACUGGCUAGAGCAGAAAUAAGCAAAGAGCUCAUAAUGAAGGUGCUCUCCGCGUCAGCAGUUCAGUUCACUUCAAUCACAGUAGAGGAGGUGUCCAGAAUUUCCCCAAUCAUAGGUACCUUUAUAGCAGCAAGUCUCUCUUGUGCCUCCACCUACAUGGCUCUCAGUUUAAUCCUCAACACGCUGGCAGAUGAUGUACAGAGGGUUUUCAAAAGAGCCCUGGGUUCGGCCUCCUCAGAGUGAUUUUAUAAUGUGAAUAUAAAUUUGGCUCAGAUGUAAGUGUACAAAGUAAAUGAGCUUCUGAUUUAUUUUGGGAGUGGAUUUGAAUCUUUUCUAAAGCAGCAGCAUUUUUCACCUGUUUAACAAAUAAUACCAGUUGUCUAGAUGUUGUAUUUACAUGAGAUUAAAAUGAAGCUUUUUGACUCAUCGAUAAAAUGUUCAUUGAAAUAAGAGACUUCUUUGUGAAAAAAGGGAGAUAGCUUAAAAUCUAGUUAUAACAUCUGAAUGUAAAUGUUUUAUGUAAGUGGACUCUUUCCAUUAAUUUUCACCAUUUUAAUCUCUGAACCUUUUUAACUCUUUUAAUCUUUUUGGUUUGAUUGUAUUCAGUGCAUUUUAUUCUACCUUAACUAUUCAGACCUCCCCUUCUAUGUAUAUCCUAAAUUUGUUGAUUUUAAUGACCAUCUUUCUAUGAUUAAAUUCUUUAUUUUUGCUGUUUUAGUCUAUACUGACUCAUAAAUGAUUGUAAAUGAGGGAUGCCCACUCGAGUGAUUUUUUUAAGUCAAUAAACGUUGAUUGAA